UCCUUUUGCAGAAACGUGAUCAUGACGCGGGCCAACGAAGAGCAGAAGGCGGACCAUCAGAUCGCGCUGCCCAACAUCCGCAGCUACCCCGAGAACGCCGCCAUGGACUCCGAGAACCACAAGGACAACGACGACGACGACGACGAUGAGCGGCUGGACGUGGUCGGCACGACGGACUCCCACGGCGACCCCGCUCACGGCGAGCUGAUGGACUCGGACGUGUCGGGCGAGGAGACCAACAACAACGCCGCCGACGACUCGGGCCGCGACUCCGUCAAGCGGAAGAGCGACCUGGACUCCGACAUGGACGACGCCGGCAUGCUGGCGGCCCUGAAGAAGGCGGCGCCGGAGAAGGACGAGCCCUCGGGCUCGGGGGGCGCGGAGCCCACGCCCAACAUCAGCGUGGGUCCCCCCUUCCAGCCGCCGCACCUCCUGCCGUACCUGUACCCCCACGGGCUGUACCCCGGCGCAGCGCAGAGCCUGGCGGGCCUCCACGGCCUCAUGCUGCCCGGGGCCUCCAACUCCGGCCUCAACCCCCACGGCUUACAGCUACCUCUGCUAGGCACGGGCGCAGGGGCGCCGCCCCACGGCUCCUCCCCUCUCACUCCGCCGACCUCCCUCCCCGUGGCCCACAACCUCCUGCUGGCGCACAACCUGCUGGCGGGCGCCGGCCACCACCUCCUGGGCUCCCACAACUACCAAGGGCUGGCCGGCCUCGCGGUCUCGUCCGGCGGCGGCAGCGGCACCGCAAGCGGCUCCCUCAGCGCCGCGCCGCCCACGUCGUCCUCGCCGGCCGCGCCCUCGCCGCUGCUGCCCGACCGCCUCAAGCCGCCUCGCUUCACGCCCUACCUGCCCUCGUCCACGGCCGCCUCCCUCUCGUCCAUGCUGUCCUCGUCGCUCUCCUCGUCGUUGUCGUCCUCAUGCAUCACGCCCACGCUCUCGUCCUCGCUGAUCGGAGAGGCGCCCCUCGGCGGCUCCUCGGCUUUCCAGGCCGUGAGCCCCAAGGCGGGCUCGCGCCUGGAGGAGGGCGUCCGCCGCUCCGCCGCCCACGCAGCGAACGUCGCGUCGGAACUCAAAUCGAUCGAAAAGAUGGUGAACGGCUUGGACCGGCGUCCGGACUUACCGGACCCCCUGAAACUCUCUGACAAGUGAGGGCGGGCCCCCAGGGCCGCCUCCGCUCACCUGCACACCCACCUCGUGGCCGUCAACGCCCUGAGCGGUGGAUCCGUCUGCUCCUCCAGCCCCCUCUAGCCCUCCCCCUCCCGCCGCUGCUCCCUCGCGAUGGGCCGGCGGCCGUGACCCGGGCCGCGGGGCAGACGGGAGGCCAGGUCAGCCGGAGGGCGGGCCGCGGAAGGCCAGGAGGGCCCGGGCGGGUCACCGGGCCUCUCUCGCCAAUCAAAAUGCUACCAGUGCAAAUAAAUAUUCGUGGGCGACCCCAAGACGUGCACAAAGCUCCGGAAGCACGGUGUGUCAUGGUCGACACUGUGUUGUAUAUUGCACGUGUAAAUAGUCCGUAAACUACUUGUUAGUAGAGCGUAUACCAAAGAGCGGACCGACAGCAGCUGUUUGCGGGUGUAUGUCUGUGCGUGUACAUGUGUGCGUGUGCACCAUGAUCGCGUUGUGCGUGUAUAAUGUCAAGUAUACAGACUAAGUUUAGCAACGUGAAGUCAUGGCAGCGCCCACGAUAUAUAAAGUAUAGACAAAUGUAAAGUUUGUGUUGGACCUCCCAGUGCUGGCGCGCCGGUCUUCCUGGACAAAAUGUAUCUGGAAAAAAAAAAUAAUAAUAAUGCGAAAAAACAAUUAAUAAUCACAAAACCGAACCCUCGAGAGGUUUCCGCGGAAGCCACCAGUGAUAGUCGUGCUGACCCGUGUGUUGAAGAACCUGACUGACUGUGAACUCGAAAAGUGUCUUUGUGCGAGGCUAGGAAAAGCUUUUGACUGGUGUGCGCGUAACCUAAACCUGUCUUACCUCAUAACCGCCACCCCAGGCCGGUGUAGCUGACGGGGGCCCGGACUUAGGCCUCUGGAGGAUGUCAUAAACUAACCAUUAAAGAUUCUUAAAAAAAAAAUAAUAAAAAUACAUAAAUAAUAAUAAUAAUAAAAAAUCCAGUGAACUCUACGUAAGGUAGUUUUCUCAGCGCGCCGCUAGAGGGCCGCUGUAAUGGAAAUACUAUGGUGCUUUGUUUUCUCUGGGUGUUUUCUUAUUUUCAUUUUAAUAGACUGCCUACAAUAAAAAAAAGAACUUUAAAGAGAGGAGCAUCGUGAAUAUUUAACAUUCGUGUACAGGAGAAAGACAUUAUGAAGUGGAAAUUACGACUUGUCUCAGAAUAGAUGGUGUGAAACAAAAAAUAAAAUGUCGGUUAUCACUUGAGUAUAUGUGGGGUAAAAAAUAAAGAUAAAAACAUGAACCUAGUUCUUAGAUACCAUUAAAAGAAUGAUGCUAAUAAUCAUGUUUUUCAUUCUUUUUUUUUUUUAUUCAUUUUUUUUUAAUCAUCAUUACGUUGUUUUCGACCGUGGGUCAAAAUCCUUUAGUAAACCAUCCAGCAUUUUUAACACUUCCUGCAUCAGCCUCCAUGGAUCAAGAUUACCUGCUAUGACAAUAGGAUCACCGCCCUUAUCGACACCAAACGCCGUGACGGAGGAUAUUUGGUAUUCAACUCUCGUGGUAAACAUUUUUUUUUUUUUUUUAUUAAGUAGGAUAAGAAUAAUAAUAAUAAAAAAAGACCAUUAUAAGCCUACUGAACGAGACCCACGAUUUUUUUUCUUAUUAAAAAGAAUAUAUUGAUGAAUUAGCUAAAAACAGAGAGAUUUAGAUAUCAAAGAGCGGCUGAUCCAGAGGUAAAAAUAAUUAUACAUUUAAAAACCACAUCACCAAUUCAGCCUAAAAUAUACUCUAGGCCGACCAUCUAAUUCAACUAGUAAUUAAUUCAUUACAGAUUUGACAAAACAAGGGAAAUUAAUUCUCCAAAAAGAAUGAAAACAAUUUUUUAUGAAAUACUAAAAUAAUAAUGAUAUAUACAAAAACACAAACAGUUUUAAAACCAUAAAAACUGCAGCAUUGUUUAUAGAACCGCAGCCCGAUGGAUAUCAACAUUUACGAAAAAAAAGAAACAAGGAAAAUAAGAAAAAAAAAAAAA
Molecule: messenger RNA, 3137 nt
Organism: Penaeus monodon (black tiger shrimp)
Lineage: Eukaryota; Metazoa; Arthropoda; Malacostraca; Decapoda; Penaeidae
Product: optomotor-blind protein-like
Exons: 2
Coding region: 22-1152 (376 amino acids)
Source: RefSeq, a predicted model, not a curated record